GAUGGAACCGAAAGAUGAUUGCCUUAAAACGUCGUAUUUCCAGACGAAGACGCGUAUGUUGGAGAUCGUGCAAGAAAGUCUUCGGAUUAAACUCGAGGUCAACUCAAUAAAAGAAGCCUUCCUAAAUGUUUUGCAAAUGCAAGAUACAUUUGAAUCGAAUGGUAGAUUACCAAAAAUAAAAACUUCUAUUGACGAGGAUUCUAGUCUACCAGCAUCAAGAGCCCGUAUUAGAGCCAUGUACGAGGCGCGAAAAGCGCGGUUAAGAGCCCGUAACGCAUACAAAAGGGAUAAAGAGAACACCGACCCUGAAUUGGAAGAAAAAAUUACCAAAACACCUAAUAGAAAGUGCACUUGUUCUGCUUCUAAAAUUUCACCUAAUGGCCGAUUAACACCAAUUAGAGAAGAGAGACAGAAUAACAACAACGUUGUGGGUUAUAGGGAGAAAAAUUAUUACAGCGACGGUGAAUACGUGCAACUUAAACCUCCUGGCAUACCUUCAAACGAUUACGUGAAUAUUAGAACGGAAAAUGCCGAUGGCGCAGCAGAGGAAAGUAGUUUGUGGAAUUGUUCUCCGGCUUCAGUCUUACGCACGAAAUAUGCUACCUCCGACGCUAUUAAUCAAAUGUACCUAUCGCCGAAUAGUACUUUGCCGUCUUUGCACGAAAUAUCUGAUAUUUCGAGAUCGUCUGUUGACAGAAAUACCUAUCCUCUUCAUUCGACACUCAAUUAUCCACUUCAUUCUACUCUCAUAUCUGAGAAUAGAACAACCGCAGCAGAUAAUUGUAAGAAACGCUUAGAAGAAGAUGAUAGUGUUAAAACACUUGACAAGGCUGCGAUAAGAAGCGAUAGCUUUAGCGGUAGUUCAACUUCUAGGAGUUCCAGUUCAGGCUCCGCAGCACCGGGAUUGUGCAAAGAGCACGGUUUGCAUCCUACUUUCGGUGGCCCUUGUAUAUUUGAACAUAUUAGACCGAAUAAUUCUGAUGAUGCGGACGAUGAACGAGAAGAUGUACUGGAAAAUAACAAACUCUUGGUUCCCACCGAUUACGAUAGUUCAUACUUAAGUGAAUGCGCCGACACAGAAGAUCACUUGAGCGAUCACCACGAUGUUAUUCAUGUUUACGAUUCCACUGUCGCCCGUAUGCGUGUGCUACGUAGACAAACUGGACAAACCUCUUUGGGCGGGCACCCCAGGGGAAUGAUCGGGCUCUCUGAAUCUGAUUUGUUCGAGUCAUCAAAGGCUUCGAAAUCAUCUGUUAACGCAACAAGAGACUCUAAGGAACCUCAGCGGCCUCUAUCUAUUGCAACAACAACUACAUCAAAUACAGAUAGUCCAGAAUCAAAUCAAUCUCCAAUAGCACCGGUUAACUCACCUAAUAUAACUGAUUCCGGUUCAAGCAGACCCACCACUGAUAAUUACGAAUAUUACGAUGUCGAACAGCCAACGUUCAACACCAUUCCUCAUAUUGCCAGAAAGAUAUUAAAAUAUGAUAAAUUAAAUGGAAAUCUCUGUCAACGUAUUAAACGUGAUGAACAUGGACAGUUCAGAGUUCCUGAAAUUCCAACUGUUCGCAGGAAACCUAGAAGGAGUGAAGCUACUUGGACAAGAGAGGAUGAAGACCAUAUAUACUUUUACGAUAAGCAUGGUUUACCAAAGGCCGCUCUUAGACAGAAUAAUGAUAAAAGGUUACCGAAAAGAAGGAAAAGGGAGAUACGUAAACGAUUGGAACUUUUCAAUUCUAAUUUACAUCAAAGGACUAGUGCAAAUUUUUCAAUUAAAGUUCUUGGUGAGGUUUAA
Molecule: messenger RNA, 1795 nt
Organism: Dimorphilus gyrociliatus
Lineage: Eukaryota; Metazoa; Annelida; Polychaeta; Dinophilidae
Source: the annotation of a GenBank genome assembly